Messenger RNA from Centruroides sculpturatus (bark scorpion), 2025 nucleotides. Its product is annotated as patched domain-containing protein 3-like. Lineage: Eukaryota; Metazoa; Arthropoda; Arachnida; Scorpiones; Buthidae. Gene Ontology annotation, cellular component: membrane. The transcript has 3 exons. The coding region runs from base 1 to 2025 and encodes 674 amino acids. The record is from RefSeq and is a predicted model, not a curated record.
AUGAAAUUGAAAUAUAUCAAUAUUUUCUUAUCGAAAAAGUUUAGACAAUUAGGAUUAUGUAUUGGUAGAAAUCCUUCUUACUUUAUCGUCAUUCCGGUGAUUGUAUCCGUGGUAUUAGCUACGGGUCUUCACAAGUGGUACGAAGAAACAAAUGUAAAAUAUUUAAUUGCACCCAAAAAUACCAGACACGUUAUUGAAGAAGCCUCCAUAGAAAGAUUAUUUGCAAUGAAUCUAUCUUCCGAUGCACACAUGGGAAGGAUGAACAGAGAACCAAACAUAGCAGUACUUUUAGUUACGGCAAAAGAUGAAGGAUCUGUGCUUCGAAGAAACGUAUUUCAAGAAAUUAUUGAACUGGAUAAAACUGUCCAAAAUAUAAAAACUGCAGAAAAUUUUACAUAUAAAGAUUUAUGUGCAAGAAAUAACAAGAGAUGCUUCGAGAAUUCUAUUUUAUUAAUGCAAGAUGAAGUCGAAAACAACACUUAUUCCAUCAAAUACCCUUUAAGCGAGAGAAAUGAAUUCGAUUUUCAAUUAACGAGUCUAUUUUUAGGAGGAGUCGAAAAAAAUGCAGAAGAUUACGUUAAAAGUGCUAAAGUAUUGCGGCUUGUUUAUUACUUUAACGACUAUUUGAAAGUUCAAAGAAGCAGAGUCGAAGAAUGGCAAAAUCUCUUUUUAGAUCUUAUUGAAUCGAGUAAUUUUCAGUACAUAAUCGUCGAUCGAUACACAGCGAUUACAAUUGAACAAGAGUUGUCUUCUGUCGUCAGUCGAAUAUUUCCACGAAUACCGAUUGCAAUGUUAGCAAUAGCAAUCUUUUCAAUGCUGACCUGUUUGUAUAACAAUUGGAUCGAAAGCAAACCUUGGACAGGAAUAAUUGCAUUAACGUCGGGAGGAAUGUCUUUGGCUUCGUCAUUUGGAUUGAUCAUGUAUUUUAAUACACCGUUUGUGGCUCCUGCUGGAUCUAUACCCUUUUUAAUCAUAGGAGUAGCCAUGGACGACGCUUUUGUUCUUCUUGCUGCGUGGAAAAGAACCGAUCCACAGAAGACCGUUCCAGACAGACUCUCAGAAGUUUAUUCAGAAUCCGCCAUUUCUGUUACUGUAACUUCAGUAACGAAUUUCAUAGCUUUCAUUUCAGGACUGUUUACACCUUUUAGAUCCAUAUAUUAUUUUUGUUUAUACGCAUCAAUUGCUAUUCUCUUCUGUUAUAUUAAUCAGAUAACGUUCGUUGGUGCAUGCAUGGCGGUCUUUGGAUAUGCGGAGAAACAAGGAAGACAUUCUUUAUUCUUUACAAAAAUAAGUAUACAAACAGAAUACCACUCACGGAUUCAAAAAAUGUUCUUCACCGCCGAUUCUUGGAAAUCUACUAAAGAAACGACCACUCCUACGUCAUCAAUUUGGACGAAACUCGAUAAUAUUUUAUUCUUAUGGUAUGUCAUGAUAAUUAUUCUCCUUAUCAUGGCAGGACACGUAGCAGUUGGAGUUUUGGGAGUGACAAAAACAGAUACUAUAGGAUCAUUUUCCCACUCUUCUGCAUACGAUUCAUAUUACUUUCAAUAUCAUAAAAAUGUUUUUAAAUAUUUCAAGCAUUACGAAAACAGAAUCCAAAUCGUUGUCGAUCAAGAAAUUAAUUAUGCAGAUUUGGAAAUUCAGAAUCAAAUAGAAAAACUUUUUUCUGAAAUGGAGAGAGAAGGAUUAAUUGCAGAUUUUCUUACCGAGUCUUGGCUCCGAAGUUUUGUGGAAUUCGUCAAAGACGAUUCAAUGUCUGCGAUCGUAAAGUCGUACAACAUGAGCGACACAAAAGAUUUUAUUGUAGUUCUGCGCCGAAUGUUUCUACGCCAUCCGUAUGCACAACGAUUUCGUAAUGAUAUUGCAUUCAAUUCUGACUAUACAGCUAUCGUUGGAAGCAGAUUCUUUUGUCAGACUAAUUUCACUGUCGACGAAAAAUCGUUGAUAAUAACUUUACAGAGACUAAGGAAAAUCACUGAUAAAAUGCUAUUAUCACUUCUUGAAUUAUAUUGUCGACAGCAUUGA